GCUGAGCUGAUCUGAUCUGCCUCAUUCUCUAGUUAUGAGCUGUGGUGAUGAUGUGGUUCCUCCUUCUCCUCUACAUAGCGCACAUUGAGCCGGUGAUCUUAAAAGUUGAGAACAGGCUGAUUCUAAGGAAUGGAAACAACCCGUGUGAAGGCCACAUUGAAAUCUAUCAUGGUGGCGAAUCGGGCUACCUUGGAGAUAAACACUGGAGCAGGAACACUGAGGAAGUGGUGUGCAGGAGCACGCACUGUGGAAAACCUGUGGAGAACUCAGCACGUGCUGUGCUACGGCCCAUUGAUAGCAAAGUCUGGCUCAAUGAAGUAAAGUGCGAAGGAAGCGAGAGUCAUCUGUGGGACUGUGAUUUUCCUGGUUGGGGGAUCAGCGCUUACCAAAAGGAUACCGUGAAAAAGAUUAAAUGUACAAAUACAAUCGAAAUAAACCUGGAUGGAUUUAGUUGUGCGGGAGCUGUCCGGUACUCCACAGAUGGGGGAACACCUUCAGGUUACUUUUGUGAUGAAAACUGGGGACAAGAUGAUGCCAAUAUUUUGUGUGAAAGCCUUGGGUGUGGUAAAUCCAAGGAGAUUCCUAAGGAGCCAUGGAAGGGUUGGAAAGAAUUCCAAAGCUUAAAGAAGAUGACUAUCAACUGUUCGGGCAUUGAAAACGUAAAGAAUCUGUGGCAGUGUGCAACUCAGGAAACGUCAUCAUGCAAAAAUCCUGCUUCUGUCAUAUGCACAGGUUAUAACAGACUGCAACUCAAAGGAAACACAUCAAAUGUAUGUUCUGGGCAGCUGGAAAUAGAGCAAAAUGGCAACUGGAAUCCUGUUAAAAGCAACACAACCAGUCCUGAUGAGUGGUGCCAGCAAAUGCACUGUGGUGCCAAUGUCAGUCACAGUCAGGAUGACAAUGGCACAACGCUGACAUGCACAGACAAUGUUAAAGUACUUCUGAUGGACAAAGGUAAACCCAGCACGUGCUAUGGUGAGGUUUAUAUUGAAGUGAAUGCUGACAUACAUCCAGUGUGUGCCUCCAGCUGGACCAGUAAGAUUGCUCAAGUAGUUUGCAGGGAGCGAAACUGCGGGGAUGUGAUUCAUACUAAUAAAGUGGAUGCUAACAGAGUUGGGAACAUACAAGGGAUAAUGGACUAUGUGAAGUGUUCAGGCAAUGAGUCCUCACUGUGGCACUGUAGGGCCAAGCGUAACGAAAACCCUUUCUCAUGUGGUUCCAAAGCCUACGUAGUCUGUGCAGAUAGUAUUAAAGUGAGACUGAUGGACAGUCCUGGAAGAUGUGCUGGGAGAGUGGAGAUCCAGCAUAAGGGCCUAUGGGAAAGAGUCAAUAAAGAACAAUGGCACCACGACACCGCUUCAGAUGUUGUCUGCAGACAACUGGGAUGUGGGAAUAAAGCAAAUCCCAUCAGUCCUGAAAAAUUCAAUCAGGGUUCCGGUGAUUUCCUGGCUAAGACUGUAAAGUGCAAGCCAGAUGCCUUAGACAUAUCUCAGUGUCUUGGUGAGUUAAGCAGCCAACCCAUACGCAUACCCAAAGAGGCAGAGGCAUUGGGGAUAACCUGUGAGGACCACAACAUGGUAUUUCUGAAGGGAAAUGAUUCCUGUUCUGGCAUGGUGGGGGUCGCGCACGGCAUCAAAACCUACUGGCUCUCCGGGUCUAACGAGACAUGGAACCAAGAGUCUGCAAACGCAGUGUGUCGGCAGAUGCAGUGUGGGAAAGCCUCUGCACAUAACUUCAUCUCUAAAGCUGAUAUGCCGGAAGAUGUUUGGACUGAAUCAUACAACUGCUUAUCCAACUCCACAUCUCUGUUUGAAUGUGAAAAGACGACACUGCCAUCUAACCACAGUGACACUAUUGCCACUGUGAAAUGCUCAGGAGAAAUCAAAGUGAACCUGACCAAUAAGUGUUGGGGGUAUGUCAACGUUUGUGUGCAAGGGAAGUGUGGAGGUGUGUGUGCAGACACCUGGACAGAACAAAAGUCUGUGAUGCUGUGUAAAAACCUGGGCUGUGGAGAUAUAAUCCUAAAAGCCAACAACCCCAAGAAAUAUGAGGUGAUCAUAAAGAGUUUGCACACUACAGAGCAGACUACCAACCUGAACCAGUGCAACUUGGUCAAAUAUGCUGAAAAUGAUGACACCUGUAACCAAAAGCCAGCCUAUGUUGUUUGCUCAGGUAGUGUCAAGCCCAAAAUCAGCCUUUCCAGAGACAAAUGUUCUGGAAAUGUGAACAUGCACUUUGCGGGCAAUUGGCUUCCAGUGUGCAAGGAAGCUCUUGAAGACACCAAAACACAAAACACAAUCUGUGCGGAGCUGAAAUGUGGUCAGGCUGUCAGCAUGACUACCUUUGGACCUAAUUCAACAGAGAAAGUCAUUUCACAAAUACAGUGUCCUGCAAAUGGCAUGAAGUCAUUAACAGCAUGUAACAUCACUUCUAAGAAGCACUCCUGCCCUCCUGGUGUCCUCCAAUGCUCCAGCUGGAGCAAGAUGUCACUGAAAGACGGCGAGUCCUGUAGCGGAAAAGUGUAUGUUCACUCGGAGGGAAAAAUAAUUCCUGUUUCCACUGAAGGCUGGACACAAACUGAAGGGAACAGGCUUUGCCAGGAUCUGGAAUGUGGCAACUUAAAGUCAAAUAAGAAUGAUACAGGGGAUUAUAUCGAGAGCAGAAGCUUCAGCUGUCAAGGUGUAGGGAAUCCAGAAAACAUCUGGGACUGUGAAAAGCAAAACUCGAUCUCACAGCAGCAGGUCAUUGUUGCAUGUGAAGGCAAUGUCAAGUUCAACACCACAGAAAAAUGUGGAGGUCAGAUUGAAGUCAAUUAUCAAAAUAAGUGGGAAAAAGUGUGUCUCCCGGAAUCUAUUUCCUCUGAAUUUCAGGAUCAGUUGUGUGAAAAGCUUAAUUGUACUGGUGCCCUUCCUAGACUACUGAGAACUUAUAAGAAGGAAGAGGUCAACUUGGAUACAACACUGAAUUGCAGCAAAGACCACAAGGACAUCAAUCACUGUGUCCACAACAAGACUUGUCAACAAGUUCAACCAGCUGAGAUCUACUGUCACGGGUAUGUGAGGCCAACGCCUGGACCAGUGACGCCAACAACCAUCAACAUAGUGCCUAUAAUCCUGGGAGUAGGAUUCCUUCUGGUUCUGAUGAUACUGAUUGUUGUAUUUAUACGAAUCUGCAUUGUCAAGAAAGCCAAGAAUAUCUCGUCGAAAAUGUUGUCAAGAAAAGAAGUGGAGUUUGAAAGUGGCGACUAUGAGGAUGUCACGAAUGAAGCAAAUGAAUUGGAAGACUUCGUUCAUGGCAGGUUCAGAUCAGAUGCUGAAGUCAUCAUGGAGAGCGACGAACGGAGCAACGCCUCUUUUUCUUACGAUGAUAUUGAUGAAGCUGCUAAGGCUCGGCCUCUGACCUCUCAGGCCGCCACUGCUGGUGCCGCAGGAGAUAACUACAUCCACGAGCGCACCCUUGAUCUAAGCACAGAUGGGGUGACCUACGAGGUGGACGACCCACAGGAGAAUUACGACGACAUCGAAGCCAGCCCUGAAAUGACUCAGACUAAAGCUGAAGUCCACGACAGCCCCCAAACCGCACCUGAAAGCGCCGCAGCGGCACCUCCAGGGUUGGUACAGGCGGAUGAGGACUACCUGGUGCCGGGCCAAGACUGGUGAGCCAAAACUGGGUUUAGAAGCUACUUAAAUAAAAUCCAGUCUGGCAAAGUGGAACACCCCACAACCCAGCUCCCAUUUACUCUGACAAAAACUAACUCAAAAAAGUCCAGAUUCCCUACAGUAUUACCGACAAACAAUAUUACAGUAAAUAAUCUUUUUAUGCUGCAGACAUUUGCUGAAGUGGUUAAAAUAAAAUUACAAAUAAAUGUACCUCCCGGUGACAUUAAGUUAGCUUUAUCUCUUAUUUAACGCAAGUGUGUACUAUUAAAUGUACAAAGUGUUGGCCUGCCAUCAAAUCACUGGUGAGGAAAAUGAGGGGUAAAAUGUUCUUUCUCUUUAAAUGUACAAAGUUAAGAGUGAUAAGAACUUCAAUCAGAAUGCAAAGUUGCAAUUUCAUGUUUAUAUAAUUCUCUCUUUUUUUGUCUACAGUCUACUGCCUGUUGUUGAUUUUAUGGCUUUCAUGAAAUGUCCUCAAUCAUAUAUGAUUUUUUGAUUAAAAAUAGUAGAUGUAUAAAGUAGUUUAGCUUCUAUGAUUUCCGCAAUAUUUUACGAGAUUACUUUUGCAGUAGUUUGUCAAUUUAUCACUCAAUUGCAAUCCAUCAAAACACCUAUAUGAACAAAGUCUAUAGCAGUCAUAAAGCACAGAGACAGCGACAAUAAAACAAAUGUUACAUCAGUCAUACUCCUUGUGCAACACAGCUGAUACAGCAAACUCUGGUCAUAUUAAGAUUGCUUUCAUAUUGCUUUGUAUGUUUUUUUUUAAAGGAAUAGAUGCCGAGCGUUAGAUGAGAAUGUUGAUACCACUCUUACGUCUGUACGGUAAAUACUGUAUGAAGCUACAGCCAGCAGCCAUUCAGUUUAACUGACAUAAAGACUGGAAACAGGGGGAAACAGCUAGCUUGGCUCUGUCCGAAGGUCAGAAAAGCCACCCAGAAGCAUGUCUAAAGCGCACUAAUUAACACAUUAUAUCUUGUUUGUUUAAUUCACACAAAAAGUCAAAUCAACAAGUUUUACAGCGGGUCAUGUGCGAGACUAUUUCUUGACAAUGUGUUGUCUUCAGUGUUUGCACGGAUCAAACAAAUAAGAGUAUGCAGUAUAAGUCAUUAAGAUUUCAGAGUGGUAUCAAUCUUCUCAUUUAAUUCUCUGCAAGAAAGUUAAUACUGUAUGUAUACUUCCCAAACUAUUCCUUUAAACAUAUUCUCUAAAACAUUAAUAUAUAAUGUUCAGUUAGCCAUGAUUGUCAUCUUUAUUGUUUGAGUGUCUUCAACAACAACGCAGGUGUUAUAAAUUACUUACAUUUACUAAACUGAUUAAAAAAAAAAAUAAUAAAAAAACAGUUAACUGUC
Siniperca chuatsi (mandarin fish) is the source of this 5005-nucleotide messenger RNA. Its product is annotated as scavenger receptor cysteine-rich type 1 protein M160-like. The transcript has 18 exons. The record is from RefSeq and is a predicted model, not a curated record. Gene Ontology annotation, cellular component: membrane. The coding region runs from base 48 to 3659 and encodes 1203 amino acids. NCBI's taxonomy places the organism in Eukaryota, Metazoa, Chordata, Actinopteri, Centrarchiformes, Sinipercidae.